This is a messenger RNA of Phanerochaete carnosa HHB-10118-sp, 2760 nucleotides long. RefSeq lists its product as uncharacterized. Lineage: Eukaryota; Fungi; Basidiomycota; Agaricomycetes; Polyporales; Phanerochaetaceae. The record is from RefSeq and is a predicted model, not a curated record. The transcript is spliced from 2 exons. The coding region runs from base 477 to 2363 and encodes 628 amino acids.
CGGCCACGCAGUCUCUGCCUUCGUUCGCACAGACCUUUGGAACGCCCUCCUUGAAUCGACUUCCAGAGAUGAACAACUCACUUCCUCCUAUCCACCAUCGCGCAACUCCCGAUCAGUCUUCCCAGGUCACGCAGCCGCACCCCUCGAGCCAGGAGCCGGCGAAAUCCCCCAGCAACAAGAAGCGUUUGCAUUCGGAGGCCAUGGCAGCAGAAAAGGCAGGAGAGAUGUCGAGGUCAGAUCGCCGAUCUCCGCGGCCGGUCGUGAGAGUAAAACAAGAAACAGAGAAUGAGUUUAUCCCCUCUCCGCCUGUAGUAGGCCCGGCUUCGCAGCAGAGACAGCUUAGGGAAGAGGUCGACGCCCCGCCUUCUUCCUCCGUGUCGUCUCCCAACCCGUCCAAGAAGCGGCGAGUCACGAUUAGUGGCAUAAAUACGGACGUUAGACAACCCUCUAUCGACAGCGGUAUCUCUCCGGUGGUUAUGGGCUUCACGAUUCGCGGUGACGAUCCAAAAGAAUUGGAGCAAGUCAAGUCUAUGAUAAGUUUGAAGCAGCAGCAACAGGCAUUAAUCGAGCAGAGGAGAGGCAGCACGGCUGGCAUAGCGCCACCAACGGCAGCCCCUGAAGUAAAUGUCGUCAACGCUCUCACACCUGACGAACGUUCGUCAUCAUCUGCCAAGACAGGUCCUUCGAGAGUUGGUAGACGUAGUCCUAACACUGCUGCUCCCGCGAUCUCAGGCGGGCCACGACGAUCGAUUGUCGCUGGCUCUUCAGGUGCUCCUGUGCAAACAAUGUCUUCGUCGUCCCGCCAACCGACUCCCCCACCUCCAAGUUCUGCCGCGACUGGAACUGCUCACAGAUCUCAAGUGCAGAAUCACCCGCCUCCGCGGCCGGCAACGGACUCCCCACCUACACAGACACAUCUGCACCCUUCCCAGGCCUCAACCUCGAGCAAUCCGGCCGGUGCAAGCCAUGCUCUCCCAGCCCCGCCAAUCAGCUUUGCCCGUCGGCGCGCCAGCCGCCAGCUCAUGGCAGGCACAAAGGGAAAACCGGCCGAUAUCGUCAUUAACCCGCGCGCGACGACGGAGAGCCAUUUCCAGCCCGCGAUUCAGAGCGCACCCCCGGUCUCGCGCUCGGGCUCCGAUGCGGGCAUGGCCAGGCUUUCGUCGAUGGCCCUUCCGAGCUUGCCCCCUGUCCUGCAGCCAGGGCAGGCUGCCAAACGAUACUCGAAUGGGCAGGUGCCGCCGACGCCAACCAGGCUCGGGGUCCCGCGACACUCUGUCGCUGGUGCUGGUGGGACGGGCAUCAGCGGCCGAUCACCUCCUACCGCGUCGAUCCCCAUCUCAUCGAAUCUCGUACCGCCGACGCCGGCGUCGCUGCACCACCCCGGCUACACUGGAGAGAAGUCCGCGUUCCUGGCGCCGUUUGAGAUGUUCUACGACGCGCUGUCGGACUCGAAGCACCUCAAGGCGUGGCUGAGCGAGCAGCUGCAGAAGUCGAGUGCGCUGAUUGCUAACCUGCAGCGUCAGCAGGCGCACAUCGAAGACACGGUGAACAGCAUCGUCGAGAAGAAGAUGUCUACCAUGCGCGAAGAAGUCUACGGUUUGCGCGUGCGCGUCGACGAGCUCGAGACGGUGCUACGCAUGUCGAAGGUGCAGGGAUACAGCCCGAAUAUGGCAACAAAGCACAAGGGCAAGCCAAACGGGUACCAGGUCGCAAGCCCCACAGUAGCGCCGAUAGCACCCGAAAGCUACACCUUCCCGCCCGUCGAGUCCAGCAUUCGCAGGCCAGAGCCCGUCCGCAGAGUGUCCUCUCCUGGCAGCGAAGGACAGAGCUUCCCUAACUCGCAGGCUGCGUCUCCCGUCCCGUUCGACGCUAACCGCAGACUGUCCGUCUCCGCGACGCGGCUCGACCCACAUCCGCUUCCGCCCGUCACACGCGCGUCGGUCUCGUACCUGCCCUCGCGCGAGCUCCCGCCGCACAACUUCCCGCCGCCGCCGCUGCAGCAGCAGCAUCAGCAUCAGCAGCACGCAGCGGGCCCGAAGGGCAGUUGGUCGCCGCUGAGUACCAAGACGACGCUGCCGACGUCCUCGACGCGCAGCUCGCUCAGCCACACGACGCUCGGCGCCCCCGGCUCGCUAGCGCUGCCCGAGCGACCGAGCCUUACGCGACGGUCGUCGGGCGAGCGCCAGGGACGCAUGCAUCCGCCUGAGAAGCGUCGGGCGAGCCGAUCGCCCGGGGCAGAUGAGGAGGGACGCGCCGAGCGUGGGCCGCCGUCGCACUUGUUGGGGCAGCGGAGGGGAAGCGUCCCGAGCGUGCUCCUGUCAGGAGAGCGCGGCCGUCCCAGGUCGCCCAUGGACGAGUCCUGAGCGUCCAUGGCUUUCCCGCCCCCCGCUCUUCCGUGUGAACCAAAGCUGCGAAUAUCACGAUGGUCACGAAUUAUCCACGCUCGAGGCUUUCUCUUCUCUUUCACAACUGGUUGUAUCAUAGUGGUCCAUGUCGCGUCACCCCCUCAAGCACCUGGACUCCUUUCUUGAUUCUCUGUACAUGGCUUUUCGUCUCUUCGCCUCAUGCUUACACCUUUUCAUAUCAAUUUUUCUUCCAGUACAUGGUACCUCGCGUGCCCCACUUCGAGAACCUUCGUGCGCUUGUCUACUUCUGUCGUGACUCAUGGAACGGCAAUGCAGUUUAGCUGGUAUCGUUGGAUGGCCGUCGACAAUCUCAAUCUCCUUCACUUUCGUGUACCCACAGCACUGUAUGACUAUG